AUGGGCGCUUCCCUCUGCUCGCCGGUCGACGAGCGCUGCACCUGCAGCCUGCAAUCCACGAUCCACACAUGCAGAUUCCCCUUGUGGGCAGUCAAAGUCUCCGACUUCUUGGAGAUGCGGGGUCCGCCGCGGCCGCACCACCUGCUGCAAGAGGAGGGCCUGUUGCAUGAAUGGUUCCCAGGCAUGUUCGUGAUCUUCACUUCGCACCAGUGGUUGAGUUCCACCCACCCAGAUCCACAGGGUCAGCAGAUGGCGGUGCUUCAAAAGGCUCUCCGCGGGAUGAUCGACGGAUCGCUGCAAGUGCAUGAGGACAUCGUGUCCAGGUCUGACGAUAUGAACCUGUCCAAUACUAUUCGUCAGCACAUCGCCGAGGGGUUUCUUUUCUUCGAUUGGUUUGCCAUCCCUCAAAUCACCGUGCGGAAGGAUGGCGUGAAUGAGGAGUCCGUAAAGAGCGAUGCAGCCCUGGCUGUUCAAAGCAUUCCAGCUUAUGUGGAGCUAUCCAAUGUCUUCAUUGCGCUGGUGCCAGAGCUAACGCACAAAGAUUCGUCUGCUUUGGUGAACUACGCAUCGUGGCUGUCUCGUGGGUGGUGUCGCGCCGAACUCUGGUGUCGUCUAUUGUCAAACAAGAUCGACACCACCAUCAUUGUUAUUUAUUCCCCGACCGAAGCCGAAUUUAUGUUCCCACUCGACUGGCAGCACAACAGCAUCGUGGACGGGAGCUUCACAGUAGAAUCGGAUCGGGCCAUCGUCGUUCAGCUUGGAGAGACGGCCGUGGAAAGCAAGAUCCAACACUUGCAGGUUUAUGGCCCCUUGCGGGAUUGCCGUUUCUACUGCGCCUUGCGGCCGAAGCUUCUGUGCCAAGAACGUACCGACAGAACGUUGCAGCAAUUCUUGGAGGACUUCCAGUUUACCAGCCUUGAGGAAGCCGCCGCAGAUGCCAGUAGCAUGAAUGCGGUGAUGUGUGCCAUACUGUCUGGUGACACUGGCAUGCUAACCUUGUUGGCAGAAAGCAGGGCAGACAUGAACCGUCCUAUGUAUGGCCUCAGCGACUUGGGGUUCUAUGACACACAGACACUUCUCAUGGCGGCGACGAAAUCACGUCAAGAUCCGGCUGUGCUCACCAGGCUUGUUGAGCUCCGCGCAGACCCCAAUGGUCGUGCUAGGACAGGGCUUUCGUCCUUAUACAUGUGCCGAUCACCCGGACAUGUGAGGGCGUUGCUCGAGCAGAGAGCAGAUGUGGCACACUCCGCAUUGAACGGUGCAGCAUCCUUCGCUGGUCCAGACACGAUUCGAGAGCUUUUGAAGCACCGGUGCGAUCCGAGCGAUAUCGGAACUGGAAGAUAUGGACCAUUGCAUGCAGUUGCCCUGUUUUCACGGAGCAAUCGGCAUGCCGUAGAGACUGCCAGACUUCUUCUGGAGAAUCGUGCAAACGUCAACGCACGCUCCACUCCACGUGGCGAGUUCUUGUGGGAAUGCAGGAAGGCCCGUGUGCAGGUGGCGGUUCUUGGGUUUGCCAACAGCAACAUGAUGACUCGCCUGCGGGCCUCAAU
This is a messenger RNA of Symbiodinium necroappetens, 1550 nucleotides long. The record is from the annotation of a GenBank genome assembly. NCBI's taxonomy places the organism in Eukaryota, Dinophyceae, Suessiales, Symbiodiniaceae.